Corylus avellana is the source of this 734-nucleotide messenger RNA. NCBI's taxonomy places the organism in Eukaryota, Viridiplantae, Streptophyta, Magnoliopsida, Fagales, Betulaceae. The record is from RefSeq and is a predicted model, not a curated record.
ACAAAGGAUUAAUGAAUUAAUAUUACAACUACCAGAUCUAGUUAAAUUCCCUAGACUCUCCAAUCCAACUAAUUAAGUUACUAAUUAACCAACCACUAAUUCUUUCUAUAUAAACACCAGAUGAUCUAGUUCUAAAUUUAAUCAAGCGCUCCAAAUUAAGCAUCGAUCAUGGCUAGCUCCAUCAUCCUCAUCAGGCUUACUUGCAUGGUGCUCAUGUGCAUGAUGGUAUGUGCACCACUUGCUCAGGCUUCCAUAUCAUGUAACCAGGUUGUCGGCAGCCUGGCGUCCUGCAUAACCUACGUUAAGAGUAAUGGUAGUGGGGCCGUCCCUUCAGCCUGCUGCAAAGGGAUUUCUUCCCUCAGUAGUUCCGCCAAGACCACCGCCGACCGCCGGGCCGCCUGCGAUUGCUUGAAGAAAGCCGCUGGCGCCAUCGCCGGUGUCAACCGUUCUCUUAUUGCUGGCCUCCCUGCCAAGUGUAAUGUUAGAAUUCCUUACAAGAUCAGCACCUCCACCAACUGCAAAACCAUCAAAUGAGGUCGAUGAAGAAGCAAUAGUCAGCCACGUGCGGGAUGUAGUAGUUAGCUACUAGCUAGCAGGAGAAUAAAAUGGUUGUUGGGCCCAUACCUACGUGGCUCCUCACGUGGGAGUCGUUUAUGUUUCGUUUGCUGUCGUAUUUCAUCAUGUACUGUACUGGACACGUUUAUGCUAAAAUAAAUUAAUACUACUUCUCUCUC